Molecule: messenger RNA, 1789 nt
Organism: Notolabrus celidotus (New Zealand spotty)
Lineage: Eukaryota; Metazoa; Chordata; Actinopteri; Labriformes; Labridae
Gene: phykpl
Product: 5-phosphohydroxy-L-lysine phospho-lyase
Exons: 13
Coding region: 258-1607 (449 amino acids)
Cellular component (GO): mitochondrion
Molecular function (GO): transaminase activity; pyridoxal phosphate binding
Source: RefSeq, a predicted model, not a curated record
GCAUGUAUUGAAAACAUAAUAAUUACAUAAAUCAAUUAAAAGCAAAACUAUAAAUUAUUUUUUAUGCGUGAUAUAAUUCGACACCGUGCUUAGGUCAACGCAAUCGACGCAUGCGUGGACAACUCCUAGAAAAACAGGAUAUAAAUUCGACAUUAUACACUUGCUUUUGGAUAUUAUGGAAUAGCAUUGCGUGCCUUGGCUCUGCACUCUUUGCUAUAAUAACGUAAAAAGGACAUUAACAAACAAACGAGGAUAAUAUGGCACUGGAUUCACUCAGGAAAGACGAAACCCUCGCGAUGAGGAGGAGACUAAUCGGACAGUCAUGCAGACUUUUUUACUCAGAUGAUCCAGUAAAAAUAGUGAGAGCAAGAGGACAAUAUCUAUACGAUGAAACUGGCAAGCGCUAUCUGGACUGCAUCAGUAACGUUCAGCAUGUGGGCCAUUGUCACCCAGAUAUUACAAAGGCUGCAGCGGCACAGAUGGACAUCCUGAACACAAAUUCAAGAUUCCUGCACGACAACAUUGUCCUGUAUGCAGACCGCCUGGCUGCCACCUUGCCUAAGAAACUUGGUGUCUUCUACUUUGUUAAUUCUGGUUCAGAGGCCAAUGAUCUCGCCCUGCGCCUAGCACAGCAAUACACCCAGCAUGAGGACGUCAUUGUGCUUGAUCAUGCAUACCAUGGGCAUUUAGUGUCUCUCAUCGACAUUAGUCCUUACAAGUUCCGGAAACUGGCAGGACAGAAGGAGUGGGUUCAUGUGGCACCCCUACCGGACACCUACAGAGGCACAUACCAAGAGGACCACCCAAACCCAGGACAAGCAUAUGCUGAUACAGUUAAAGACCUAAUCGAGGAUGUGCACAGGAAAGGUCGUAAGGUGGCUGCCUUCUUUGCAGAAUCAUUGCCAAGUGUGGGAGGACAAGUCAUCCUGCCUCAAGGCUACUCAGCUAAAGUUGCAGAAUAUGUACGCUCAGCUGGUGGAGUGUUCGUGGCUGAUGAAGUACAGACAGGCUUUGGACGUGUGGGGAGUCACUUCUGGGCCUUCGAGCUGCAGGGCGAGGGUUUCUGCCCAGACAUAGUGACCAUGGGCAAACCAAUGGGCAAUGGGCAUCCACUGGCAUGUGUGGCAACCACUGCAGAGAUCGCUGGAUCUUUCACAGCCAAUGGGGUGGAGUACUUCAACACGUUUGGAGGAAACCCAGUGUCCUGUGCCAUCGGUAUGGCAGUCCUGGAUGUGAUUGAGAAAGAGGACCUCAGAGGAAAUGCCACAAGGGUGGGAGUGCAUCUUAAAAAUUUGCUCACACAGCUCAAAUCCCGUCAUCAAAUAAUAGGGGAUGUCAGAGGUGUGGGACUCUUUGUGGGUAUUGAGCUGGUUACAGACAGGAACCGGAAGAUCCCUGCCACUAAAGCAGCAGCAUGGGUGGUGAAGAGAUUGAAAGAGGAGGAUCAAAUCUGUGUCAGUACAGAUGGCCCCUGGGAGAGUGUUGUGAAGUUUAAACCCCCUAUGUGCUUCAGUAUAAAGGAUGCAGAACUUGUGGUUCAGUGUAUCGAUCGCAUUCUCUCAGACAAGGAGACCAUUGACCUUAAACUGGAAAAUGAAGACAUCUAAGGUGUUCAGUGCCAUAUUAAAGGUUUCACUGUGGUUGCGCAAGAGAACUGGAGUCUACAAUCAAAGUGAUGCAAGUUAUACAUCAACACAACCUGGGAGAUGAUCAGGAUACAUUAUGGUGCUGAAGUGACACUAAUGAUAUUUUUGUAAUUAAAACUAAUAAACAUUUAACACUUUUAAAA